This is a messenger RNA of Pezoporus occidentalis (night parrot), 1306 nucleotides long. RefSeq names its product matrilin 3 (gene MATN3). Gene Ontology annotation, molecular function: calcium ion binding. Lineage: Eukaryota; Metazoa; Chordata; Aves; Psittaciformes; Psittacidae. The record is from RefSeq and is a predicted model, not a curated record.
GGGCGGUGGCGGCGGCGGCACUAUGCAGCAGGCGCUCGGCAUCCUCGGCUGCUGCCUGGCACUGCUGCUGCUGCCGCAGCUGCUGCCCGCGGAGCGGGGCUCCCCGCACCGUCUGCGCCGGCAGCCGCGCCCGCCCGGGAGCCACGCCGGUGGCCUCGCCGUCGCAGAUGCUGCCUGCAAGAACCGGCCCCUUGACCUCGUCUUCAUUGUAGACAGCUCCCGCAGUGUCCGACCUGAAGAGUUUGAGAAAGUGAAAAUCUUCUUGUCAAAAAUGAUUGAUACUCUGGACAUUGGUGAAAGAACAACCCAUGUGGCAGUCAUGAAUUAUGCCAGCACUGUUAAAGUAGAGUUCCCCCUCUGGACCUACUUCGAUAAAGCAUCAAUGAAAGAGGCUAUAUCGCACAUUGAGCCCUUGUCUGCUGGCACAAUGACUGGCCUUGCCAUCCAAACUGCUAUGGAUGAAGUUCUCACGGAGGAAAUGGGCACCCGGCCAGCAACCUUCAAUAUCCCCAAGGUAGUCAUUGUUGUGACAGAUGGACGGCCACAAGACAAGGUUCAAGACGUGGCAGCAACAGCCCGGAUAGCUGGCAUCGAGAUCUAUGCAAUUGGGGACCGGGCAGACAUGAAGUCCCUGAGGAUAAUGGCCAGUGAACCACUGGAUGAACAUGUCUUCUAUGUGGAGACCUAUGGUGUGAUAGAAAAGCUGACAUCACAGUUCAGAGAGACUUUCUGUGCUGUGAAUGUGUGUGCACUUGGAGCCCAUGACUGUGAGCAGAUUUGUGUGAGCAACAGUGGAUCCUACCUUUGUGAUUGCUAUGAAGGCUACGCUCUGAAUCCAGAUAAGAGAACCUGCUCAGCUGUGGACACAUGUGCACCUGGAAAACACGAUUGUGAUCAGAUCUGUGUGAGAAACAACGGAUCCUAUGUCUGUAACUACUAUGAGGGCUACACCCUGAAUUCAGACAGGAAGACUUGCUCAUCCACGGACAUGUGUGCACCUGGAAGGCAUGAUUGUGCACAGGUGUGUUUGAAUAAUGAUGGAUCCUACAGCUGUGACUGCUAUGAAGGAUACACUCUGAAUGCAGACAAGAAGACUUGCUCAGCUGUGGACAUGUGUGAACCCGGAAGGCAUGACUGUGAGCAGAUCUGUGUGAAACACGAUCUGUCCUAUACUUGUGACUGCUACCAAGGCUACACCCUGAACCCAGAGAAGAAGAUUUGCUCAAGUAAGAGAAGAUUGCUGUUCUGUAUCUCCCAUACCCUCCCCAGCUCAGUACACGUAUUGAAGUAGAAUCAUAGAAUAGUU